UCGGCUCGGCCGCCACCGUUGCCACGUCAGCCCUCGCGGGCGGCGCGCCGGGGAACAGCCAGAUCCGAAAGUACAGGUCGCCUAGGGAUGGCGCGGGGCGGGUCCUGGAGCCGACUGGGCCGACCCCAAACAUCCGCUUCCGGGGCCGCGGCCAUAGCACUUACAGAGUCUGCGGACCCGCCUGGCUGUACGCAGGACCGGACCCCGGAGCCCACGGUCCCUGAGUUGCUACCGCCUUCGCCCGACUGCGCGCCGCCUGCAUCCGGCCGGCCGCCUCCUCAGCCAGUCAUGCUGGAGCAUCUGAGCUCGCUGCCCACGCAGAUGGAUUACAAGGGCCAAAAGCUAGCGGAACAGAUGUUUCAGGGAAUUAUUCUUUUUUCUGCAAUAGUUGGAUUUAUCUACGGGUACGUGGCUGAGCAGUUCGGGUGGACUGUCUAUAUAGUUAUGGCCGGAUUUGCUUUUUCGUGUUUGCUGACACUUCCUCCAUGGCCAAUUUAUCGCCGACACCCACUCAAGUGGCUACCUGUUCAAGACUCAGGCACAGAAGACAAGAAGUCAGGGGAAAGAAAAGUUAAGCGGCAUGCUAAAAAUAAUUGAUUGGGGUUUUCAUGAUUGUUUUACUGUUACAUCUACUUUUGUUUCAUUUGAGAUAAAUUGUCUUCAUACCCAAAACAUGAGCUGAAAACCACCAAUGCUUUUAUGACACAGCUGUGUAUAGAUUUUGUUCUCUUUGUAUUUCACUUUUAACACAGUUGGGUUUUGAUUUGUAAGUAUUUCAGACCUUCUCUUCAUAAUUUUUCUCUGCCUUUGAGAACAGAAAACACAAGUAUGCAAAACUACUUACAGGUCUACAAAAAUAAAAAAUGCCUCAUGAUUUAUUGUGA
Molecule: messenger RNA, 884 nt
Organism: Condylura cristata (star-nosed mole)
Lineage: Eukaryota; Metazoa; Chordata; Mammalia; Eulipotyphla; Talpidae
Gene: SPCS1
Product: signal peptidase complex subunit 1 homolog (S. cerevisiae)
Exons: 4
Coding region: 88-597 (169 amino acids)
Biological process (GO): protein targeting to ER
Cellular component (GO): endoplasmic reticulum membrane; signal peptidase complex
Source: RefSeq, a predicted model, not a curated record